Messenger RNA from Rotaria sp. Silwood1, 5394 nucleotides. The record is from the annotation of a GenBank genome assembly. NCBI's taxonomy places the organism in Eukaryota, Metazoa, Rotifera, Eurotatoria, Philodinida, Philodinidae.
AUGUUUAUUGUAGCUGCUGAUUUACCUAAUAUAAUCUCCAAUAUAUCAUCAUCAGUUUCAACACCAUCUAUUCCUUCACAUUUUCCGUUUUCUCAACAGCUACCAAAUAUUUCAUAUACUUCUUCAACUGAUGUACCUUCAUCGUCUAAAGCACACACUUCAGAAUUUCUUCUAUUAGCAACUUAUUUUGAUAUUGGAAUAAUCCGAACAUUAUUUAGUCCAUCAUGGUUAAUCGAUGGUUAUUUAUGGUGUUUAGAAUAUUUACAUAAACGUCUGACUAAUAUAUCAGAUGAAGUUUUAUCUGAUGCAUUAACAACUGGUAUAUUGCCAAUAAAUAUUCUUCGUUUUAAAAGUCUUUCCAUGCCAGAAUUAAGUAUCUUAAAUGAAUAUAAUUAUUAUAAAUAUUUAGAAAAAAAUUAUUUUAAUGAACAAAUAACACAUAAUAUAAUUGGAGAACAAUCUAUGACAACUACAACAUCUAAUUCAAUUAAACAAUCAACUAAAUUAUUAAAUAUACCAUUUCAAUAUUUUACUGAUAAAUUUUCACAUAGUAAAAAAUGCAAUAAAAAAUGUAUGAAUUUUUGUAAGAUAAUACGAGAAAAACAAUUAUUAACAAAGAAUAAAAUUCAUUAUAUUGAUGAAAAUGGUAUUGAACACUUGGAUUUAGCUAAUGCUGAUCGUCAUAAUAAAUUUCAUGCAUCAUCCUCAUUAUCACAAAGUAGUCGAUUUCAUCAAACAGAUCCAACAUUAUUACUAUUUAAAACAUCAAUAUUAAAUAAUACAGAUACAAUUGGUCAAUCUGCUGAUUUAGAUAAUAAUAUAAGAAAAACAUCUGCAACUAUACCAAUAACAAAUUUAUAUGCAAUGAAAAAAUAUAGUGCUAGUGAUUCAGAAAUAAAUUAUAAAUUUUUAGAAGAAAUUGAAGAAGCACAAGGUUCAAAUGGAUAUAUUAAUCGAAAUGGUACAAUUAAUUUUGGUGUUAUUUUAGCUGGUAUACAUGCUGUUAUAUGUAAAGAGUAUCAUUUAAAAGUUUGUGAAUUAGUUAUGAAUAUUCUUGAUGUUUUAUUUGGUUUGACUGUUAUAUCAUCAGCGGAAGAUGAGAUCUAUAAAAAACAAUUAUCCAAUAAUGAAAAUAAUCAUAUGACAACAACAGAUGAUACAGCAAAUCAACAUAUAGGCGAAUGGUUAAAACAGAUUGAUGCAAUAGAAGAUGAAAAAUUUCAAUUAGCUCUCGAUAUUAUAUUAAGAAUACUCAAACGAUUAGGUUGUUCAAAUUGUCAAGCACGUGGCCGUAGUUUUAUUAUUGAUCAAUUACGCAGUAAAGCACGCUUAUUAUUAAAUAAACUUCGUUUACUUCACCAACAUCGAUUUGAAAAAUGUUUUCUAAACUUUGCUGUUAAUGCUGAUCUUGUUCAUAUACUUGAUAUAUUACAUUCCUUAUGUGGUUAUUGUGCUGAAUCAAAUAUUGGUCUCGCUCACUAUGCGCCCUAUAUUCCAACAAAACCUGAUAUUCAGUUACGUCAAACAUAUUCAAAUAAUUUUGGUAAUACUCAUCUUGGUAUAGGUCCAAAAGGUAUUGAUGGUUUUAUAUUAAAUAUUAUAUUUAAACCAUUGGUUAUACGUUUAAACAAGAUGGAAGAAUAUUUAUUAACUCCUGAAAAUGUUGUUUUAUAUUGUGAAUGUCGAGCUUUAUUAAUCUAUGUUAAAGAAAAUCAUGGUGGAAUAUUUCGUUUAGCAGUAUUUUCAUCAUUAAUGGAUCCAGAAAAAAAACUUAAAACAUUACGACAAACAAUAAAAGAUAAAUUUAUUCAACAAAAUGAUAGUAAAAUUUCUCUUAAUCAUGAUUCAACUGAUAAUAUUAAUGGAAAUAUUGAUCAACAAUUACAAACACAAUCCAAUAAAGAAGGGCAACUACCAUUUAACAGUACUCGAGUAUUUAAUGGACCAUUAACAGGAGGUGAUGAUUGUAGUUCAGAUGGACAUCAUGAAGAAAAUUUAUAUGUUGAUUUAACACUUGUCCGUACAGGAUUAUUACGUUUGAAUUGUCUUAUAGAAUCAUGUCCGCCGGGUUCAUUACCUGAUCCACAAUUUCUUAGUAGUUUACUAUUUUUGGAUGCACCAAUUAUUUCUAAAGCAGCAUUUCUUAUUGAAUGUGCACAUUAUGUUCGAUGUUGUUCAUUAGGACAAUGGCCUGUAUGGAUGCGUAUGAAUAUGACAACAUUUCGUCCUCAUGAUAAAUAUACUGGACGUCCUAGUGGAACUAUAAAUUUAAAAUUAAAUAAAAUAUAUCAAGCAGCAGCAGCUAGAAUGUUUUAUAUUUGGGGCGAUACCCUUUCAUCACAACUUGAAACUAUGUUAGAUAUUGAACAACAACAAAAUUCAACAGCACAUUUAUGGAACAAGGAUGAAAUAUUUGAAGAUUAUUAUAAUGAAGCAAUAGUUAAUCCUUCAGGUCAUGAUUGUCCAUAUUCAUUAAAAUUGAUAGUAUGUUUACUUCUUUAUGAAAUUACAUCAUUUUUACGUGAAACAUAUGAAACAUUACCAAAACUUUCAACAUUACAAACAGGAGAAGUUAACAAUCGGCAACAACGUACUAAUAAUUCACAAAAUAUUAUCGAUACAUCAUCAAUAAUUACAGAUAAACGUUUCUCAGGUCGUCAACGUAAGGAUAGUAUUCUUUCACAAGCAUCAAAUAGAAGUACAGUUUCAGGAUCAAAUGAACAACCACCACUUUCACCACAACUGUUAUCAACAAAAAUAAUACAUAUGAAUCCAUCAGCUUAUGAACGACAUAUUAGUUUUGCAAUUAAGAGAGAAAAUGAUUCGAAUGAAAGUCAUCAUACAACUGUUAUUAUGAAUGAUGAUGAUAGUAUUGGAGUUAUGGAUGGAUAUUCAACAUCUGUUUCGUUGGCAGCGAAUAAACGAAAAAGUAUAGCAGGUUUCACUGUAAAGUCAAAAUUAAAUCGACGAAAUAGUGGUAAAUUAACAAAACUACCAGUAAGAAUGAAAGAGGCUGGAAAAAGUGCACAUCGUUUAUCUUUUCGAGCAAGACGUCGUAGUCAUAUAUCAAAUAUUUCAAGUGAUACUGAUUUUCAUCAAAAUAAUAUUGAAUAUUCAACUAUGGAACCAACAAAUGAAUAUCCAAUUUGUACUGAGGAUGAAUAUGAUCUUGAAAAAUUUGAUAAUAUUAUUAAUACACGAUCAUUUCCAUGGAUAAAAGUUAUUAUCAGAAUAUUUAAUAAUGUUAAUUUAACAUGUAAUCAUCAAAUAAAAUGUUUAUCAAAUUGUUAUGAAAAACAAACAAAAAGUUGUAAAAAUCUUUUUAAUGCAUUAUUAAAUAUGUAUCGAUUGUCAUCAUUAUGUUCUCGUUCAUCAUCAAUACAAACAAAUUUAAAAUUUCCUGAGACAAUGCUAAAUAAAACACAACGAUUUUCAACUUAUUUUUUUGGUGAACAAACUGCUGAUUUACAUAUUAAAAAAGGGAUAAAUACACACUUUAAUACUAUUUCGACUUAUCUUGAAAAACAAGUGGGAUCAUUAAUGCAAAUUCCAUUAAUGACACUUUGUAAAUCAUCUGUUUUAUUAGACAAUGAACAUUAUUCAGAAAUUCUUCCUUUAUCUUGGGAAUUAUUACUUGAUGGAAAUGAAGAAUUAUCUUCUUGUGCUGCAACAAUGGUUAUCCUUACAGCUGCUCGAGCAAAUCAUUUAGUCGAAAAAUUAAUUCAUACAGAAAUGGAAAAUUCUUCUGUAUUAAUUAGAUAUAACGCAAUAUUAAAAUUUCAAAUUUUAUGGCGUUUUCGCCAUCAAUUUUGGAUACGACUAGAAGAUGGUGCCCAUUCAAUGAUGAAAAUUCUGCCACCAAGUAUUGAAUUUGUUUUACCGUCACCUACACUUGGUUUGGCUAAUCUUCAAACAGUUGAUCCACCAUGGAUGCCAUAUGUUAAAACACUUGUUCAACAAGUUGCACUUAAUCAAGAAGAAGUUCGAGCUGUUGUUACAACUAGUAAAACACGAAAGAAACAUCAACAAGAAUUACUACAUUCAGCAUUAAUGACGGAAGAAAUAAGUAAACGUGUAGCAAGAGAAAAUUUUUCUAUGUCUAUAGUUUCAAUGUUACAAGCGGCAUCAUUUGAACCGCUUUUAUAUCAAUUGAGAGAUGAUGAAGAAGAAGCUCAUAUUGAUGAUGAUCGAAUUGUUGAUUCAAGUAUACAACUUUGUCAAGCACAAGGAACAUUUCCAUCAGUAUUUGGUGCAGCAAUUUUUCAUCUUGUUGAAAUGCUUGAAGACGAAGAAAUUAUUGAAAAUGGUGCAAUAGUAUCUGGAGCAGCUCGAAAAGUUCUCUGGACUUGUUUACUUGAUGAACCGACAUUACUGAUUCGUUUCUUUUUUGAGAAAAUUUCACAUAAAGAACGUCGUAUAAAAUCGCUUCAAAGUCUUCAUCAUCUGAUGAUUUAUUUCACCGAUAUUCCACCUCAAUUUGCUCAUGCUAUUUUUAAUUAUGUUCUUGGAUUAUUAUUAAGUAUGGUACGUUCACCACUUGAUGGUUCACAAGAAUUAAUUGCUAAUGGUCUUACAUUACUUUGGCAAAUAAUACCCUAUCUUCAUGGUCUUGUUUUAAAAGAUUUAAAACAAAUUUUACGUAAAGAACAAGCUGAAAUGCUCAUAUUAGUUACUGGAAAUGUACCAUCAACAAAAAAAGUUAUUAUUCAUGGUCCUGAUGCAUCACAAAUUCCAACACAAGCAAUUAUAUCUGAAGAGACACUAUUUAGUAAUGUUUUACAAGAAGCAUUAGACUUUUUUGGUAUACCUAAUGUAAAACGUGAUCGAUACUAUUUAGUUGAUGUUAAAACAAAACAAAUUCAUAUUCCUGAUACAUAUGUACGAGAUUUUUAUUUUUUUCGAAGAAAUAUUCAUCCACAAUUAUCAUUAGUUUAUAUGGAUAUAAAACAAUCACGUAAAGAACUUGAACAUAUGUCUAUUUUUCUAAAAACAACUGAAUUAUCAAAAGUUUUAUUUGCACGUUAUUUACUUGAAAAUACACCAUUUAAUCAAAUACAUAAUUGUAUUACAUUUUUUCAUGAUGAAUUUAUUAAAAGUCCAUUAUUUCCACGUAAAGCAUUAGAAUCAGAUUUCAAUUUAUAUACAACAAUACACGAUAAAGAAUUAUUUCAUUUAGAUAUGUUACAUAAAUAUAAUUGGACUAAAUUAAUUGCAUGUAUAUUUUUUAAUAUGGAUGGUAAAACCAGUACAACAUCGGAUAUAACUCUGUUUCUUUCUGUAAUCAAUGGCUCAUUUAUAUUACAUUGUGAAGAUUUAGUUAUGUUACGUUUUUGUCUUGCAACUUAUAUAAAUAUUGUUAAACAUUUUCGAAAUGUAUUUGCAACGAAUGGGUAA